AUGCAGGUGGGCGGCGUCAGCCACGGGGACCCGCGGGCAGCAAACCCUCUCCCUUGCAAGCGCACUCCUAAGCCCCACCGUAUGAUAUCCCCCCCCGCGGCGUUCCCCUCAGCGCUCAGUAACCCUCAAAUGGCAAUGGCUACAAUGCGCAUCACAACCUCUACCCUCCUCCCACUCCUCCAAAUCCCCUACUCCCUGGCCAUCUCCCUGUUACAAUUCCUCACCAGCCUCCCACCUCUCCUGUGCGUGAUACACCACAUCCCCUCCACCGCUCAGCUCUGCACGUGUGCCAACCAGCGGCCCGGCGCCUCCCUCAGCCCUUCAAAGCCCAAUCAUGUAAUCACAUCACCGAAGAAAGCAUACCCGGAGCGGAACUCCAGGCUGUUGAUUGCAGAUUUGCCCUGAUACGAGCGCCCAUUUCGACGGAUCACCGAAAGGGACCGGACGUGCAUGUUUUGAUAAGUAACACGGGGCACCCACACCCCUAGAGAACUUCCAUAGGUCACCGGAGCGGGAGAUGUGCGGUGGACGUGGAUGAAGAAUGCCUGGUCGAUGAGAAACCCCGGCAGGUGGUGCGUCUAUCCUCAAGGUAGCAAAGCGUUCUCCCUCCCCAGAAGGAGGACGAGAAACGGUGGGGGGGGGUAGCAACCCCGCUACCGUACUCCAGCAGCAGAAGCAGGAGCAAAAGAACAAGAUCAAAGUCUAUCCUAAAGGUCUCUUCAAUAUUCUCGGUUAUCCGCUGCUUUCCCGUGCGACAGCCUUUAUAUACGCCUCCCACACCCCCACCCCCCUCAAGUAGAUCCUUCGUAAUCCAAUCUAGUUCUCUGCGCUCCCCCGGCAUGGAAUCGGGUCUCGGCACGUACCAUAGGGGUCCUGUAUGCGACACUCAGACCAAUACAAUACACACAGAGGUUGUGGCUGGGCCGGUAGAUGCCAUCGAUUGGUGUGGUGGAGAUAAGGAAGGAUGGAGGGGCGCGGGGUUCGGGUUUGAGGUUGUGCGAAGAACCAAGUGGAUAGCGGGUCACUCGAGGAGUGAGAGGUUGUGAUUUUGCAAGCGGGUGGGAGUGACAGGAAAGAAGUGGAGGGUGUAGCGCUUUUUGACCAUUCAGUCGAAUACCGUA
Messenger RNA from Tuber melanosporum (Perigord truffle), 1121 nucleotides. RefSeq lists its product as uncharacterized. The transcript has a single exon. NCBI's taxonomy places the organism in Eukaryota, Fungi, Ascomycota, Pezizomycetes, Pezizales, Tuberaceae. The coding region runs from base 1 to 405 and encodes 134 amino acids. The record is from RefSeq and is a predicted model, not a curated record.